This is a messenger RNA of Paramecium pentaurelia, 1724 nucleotides long. The record is from the annotation of a GenBank genome assembly. Lineage: Eukaryota; Ciliophora; Oligohymenophorea; Peniculida; Parameciidae.
AUGAAAAGUCUUUCUAAAAUGGAAGAAAUGUUUCUUGGCUAAUCAACAAGUUAAUCUCCCACAAAGACAUUUCAAAAACCUAGGAAAUAUGAUAAACUCAUACAUAAAACUACAUAGAUUCCACGAAUCUCAAUAUAAAGACUUGUUGAGUGUAUGGAUUAAGAUAAUGAUGGUUGGAUUAAGAAAGAAGACAUAUUAAAAUUCAGUUAGAAGCAUUAUUUAUUUUUUGAAGAAGAAGUAAUAUUAUGAUAUCAAAUUUUAAGUUAGCUUAAGCGAUGAUUGAUGAAGCAUUAAGUAAAAGAAUUGUUGCUUUUAAGGAUUAGCUAAAAGAGCCAAUAAAUGUUGAUGAAAUAUUAGGAGCAGGUAAUGAAUAAGUAAUUAAUAUAAGUUUAAAUUCAUUAUGUAUUGAAUGAGAAUCAUGUUUGGAUUGAAAAGCCAAGACCUUUUAGAGAUAAAUGGGUGUAAUUAUUAUUGGCAGCAGGAGAAAAAUUACCAACAGGACAUGAUCUACCUCCAGUGAAAAUCACAAAAAUACUUGAUAUGCAUGAAAUGAAUCCAUUUCAAUACAAACCAAAGUUAAAUUGUUCUCAAUCUUAAAUUAUUCAUACAUCUUAAUUAAAAGAGAUUCAUAAAUUUAAUAAGGAUAAACCUGAGGCUGGAAUAAUUUUAUAAGAGACAGAUUUAAUUAAACCAAUAAAUAAUGGAAUAAUAAAAUAGGAAGAGAAAGAUAAUCCUUUUGAAAAAGUAAUCAAUUCUAAAUUGUAAAUAAAAUUUAUUAUAAUAGUUACAUAAAAGAUUAAAAUGAAUUUCCAACAAUUAAAUUUGAGACUUAAUCUUAUUUUAAUGAAGCAGAAAGAUUAAGCAAAGAAUAAAAAUUAUGUAGAACUGGUAGAAAUCCUAUUCUAAAAUUUAUGCCUGAAAACUUAAAUUAUAAAGUAGAAAACUCUGAUUCUUAAAGAAAAAGUAAUGAAUUUUAAUUAAAUUAAACUACUGCUGCAAAAUAUUUAUCUUAACCUGUAUUAUUAAGGAAACCAUAUUAUGGAUUAUCAGAUACAGCUUUAAUUAAUAGUGAAUAGAAAUAUUUUUAACCAAAAAAGUCAAUUGAUAAUAAUAAUAAUGAAUGUGAUAAAUAAAUAUUUUAUGCUACAUUUAAACCAGAAGAUGUUAUGACAUUAAAGAAUAAAUUAGCAAAUUUAAAAUAAAGAGAAAAAGAAAAAUUAGAAGAUUUUUAUAAUCCACCAUCAACUCAUAAAUUUAGAGAUGAAUAUUUAGAUAAAAAUAAACCUUUAUUUAAAGUAAAUUUAUAAAUAAAUUAAGACAAGAAUUAAACCUGAUUCCUUACCUAAUCCUCAUCUAAUGUCAGAACAUGAUCAAAGACCUUAAUUUGCAAUUGAAGAAGAUUUAAAAAAAUAAUUAAAAGAAGAAUAAAAAUAAUAAUAAUUAAUUGAUGAUUAUAUGGGUACAUUCAAAUAAAGUAAAUAAUGGACCAAAUAUUUCCCUACUACAGAUUUAAAUCAUAAUUUUGUAGAUCAUAAACGACCUAAUUUCUUAGACAAAGGUAAUUAUUAAGAACCAGGAUUAAUAAUGCUUCAAUUUUUAAGAGAAGGAGCAAGUGCAAAAGUAGAUAUUAAUUUAUAAUUUAGGAUAAUUUUUAAUUAUUUCAUAGAUUGUUGCGUACUAACGAUAAGCAUCUAUUUUUAGGAUAGUAAGUAGAUCCCAAUUGA